Platichthys flesus (European flounder) is the source of this 1406-nucleotide messenger RNA. It is a transcript of the gene dusp23b, whose product is annotated as dual specificity phosphatase 23b. NCBI's taxonomy places the organism in Eukaryota, Metazoa, Chordata, Actinopteri, Pleuronectiformes, Pleuronectidae. The record is from RefSeq and is a predicted model, not a curated record. The transcript is spliced from 3 exons. Gene Ontology annotation, molecular function: protein tyrosine/serine/threonine phosphatase activity. Gene Ontology annotation, biological process: protein dephosphorylation; cilium assembly. The coding region runs from base 167 to 622 and encodes 151 amino acids.
CCUUCUGCCGUUACAUAACAGAGCAGCAGCUGUUUUCUUUUUACUGUAGAGACGGGUUUGGUCAUUCAUUCACCUCGGCGAGUUAGCUCGAUGCUAACGUGUUAGCCGCAGCUUUGGGAAGUAGCCAAACAUCGUUUCAUCACAGAGAAGAAUCAAUCCUACAGUCAUGGCCUCCAAUGCUCCAAGCAACUUCUCCUGGGUCGAGCCAGGCAAAGUGGCCGGACUGGCGUUGCCCAGGAUGACGGCUGAAUACCAGUAUCUGCUGGACAAUGGCAUCAAACACCUGGUUUGCCUGUGCGAGAGAAAACCGCCUCAGUACGACUCGUGCCCUCAGCUGCAGCUGCACCACAUCAACAUCAAAGACUUCACUCCUCCUUCGCCGAGUCAGAUCGACAGAUUCCUCGCUCUCGUGGAAGAGGCCAACUCCAAGGGGGAGGGUGUUGCAGUUCACUGUAUGCACGGCCACGGUAGAACCGGGACGAUGCUGGCCUGCUACCUGGUGAAGACGAGGAAGAUUUCAGGCAUCGACGCCAUCGAGGAGAUCCGGCGGCUGCGGACCGGCUCCAUCGAAACACACGAGCAAGAGAAAGCAGUGGUGCAGUUUUAUCAGCGCACCAAGUAACUGACACAGAGGAUUUAAUAACUGUUUUACAGAUGUAUCACUGAUUAUCACAGACAAAAUUAUUUCCCUAAAUUAAUACUUUAUUCUCUAGAAGUAUGAAAAUACAAAAUAAUAAUGUUGAGACAGGCGAUAAAUCAAGAAACAAAGUCCUGAACAAUAAUGAACUUCAAUGUUAAUUACUCACAUGAUCCCGUUGGGAUAAUUAACUAAGAGAAACACUUCUACAGUUAAUAAACAAAGAACAUGCCUUUCUAUAUUGUACUGUAUACUCUUCCUUCGACCAGCACAUAUUUACUUCUCUUUUAUAAACAUUGACAUUUUCUUUUACAUGACUGUAACUUCUUUCAUGCACUGGACGCCAGAGAAAAGAGACGCUGCCGCUCCCUGAACGUGAGCGUCUCAGGAGCCGCCAGGCUUUUCUCCUCCUGGUUUCUGCAAGUAAACAAUCGUAUGAAAACUUGAAUUUUAUUUCUUCUUUCGCUUGAAAGAAAUUCACGAAGCACACUGGAAUAAGCUUGACGAAUAGAGACUAAUGUAAUAAUCUUGAUGUGCUUAUUGAUUUCUAUGUCUUAAAGUCAUCAUUUGUAAAAAUGCUGCAUAAAUAUCUUCAUGUCGGUUGAUUUCAUUUCAAUGUUUUGCCUCAAUUGUUAAAAAAAGUAAGUCAACUCACUCUUUUGUUGCCACGUUGUGAACAUGUUCAGUCUGUCCAGUUGGUCUGUGACCUGCCAAACACAAGAAAUGUUGCAACAUGAAAUAAACACAAUAAAUAUUACAUUAAAACUGA